Messenger RNA from Triticum turgidum subsp. durum (durum wheat), 1659 nucleotides. NCBI's taxonomy places the organism in Eukaryota, Viridiplantae, Streptophyta, Magnoliopsida, Poales, Poaceae. The record is from the annotation of a GenBank genome assembly.
AUGGAGGCAGCAGUGGUGAGCGUGUCGCGGGGCGCCAUAGGCUUCGUGAUUGCGAAGCUUGGCAAUCUGCUCGCCGGCAAGUACAAGCUGCUCAAGGGAGCCAAAGGAGAGAUCAUGUUCCUUAAAGCUGAGCUCGAGAGUAUGCGAGCAUUCCUGGAGAGGAUGUCGGAGGCAGAGGAGGAGCCCGACAAGCAAGCCAAGUUAUGGGCGAAGGAGGUGUGUGAUUUGUCCUAUGACAUCGAGGAUAGUGUUGACGAGUUCAUAGUCCUGGUGGAAUGUGAGUCCAACUGCGAGCCGCAUGGAUUUAAGGGAUUCAUUCAGAGGAGCAUGAACUUGUUGACGACGAUGAACACUCGGCAUAGGGUCGCGAAGGAGUUCCGAGGCCUCAAGGGUCGUGUCAUGGAGGUGAGCGAGCAACGCAUGAGGUACAAGAUUGAUGAUGCUGUCUCAAAGCAAAACAAGACAACCAUAGACCUUCGCCUCCUGGCACUCUACGCAGACACUGCGGGCCUUGUGGGUAUCGACGGGCCGAGGGAUGAAUUAAUUCGGCUGAUGGCGAGUGAAGAGGGUAGUCCUGCGCAACUGACAAAGGUCCUCUCCAUAGUUGGAUUCGGAGGGCUUGGUAAGACUACACUUGCGAACCAGAUUUACCACAGGCUAAAGUGGCAGUACCAGUGUCAAGCUUUCGUUUCUGUGUCCCAGAAACCAAACAUAAGAAUGAUUUUGAGAAGAAUGCUCUCUCAAGUCCAUGGAGUGCCAGAGGGAACCAACAUGGAAAUAUGGGCUGAGGAGGAACUGAUCAGUGAACUCAGAGAAUUCCUUAUAGAUAAGAGGUACUUGAUUGUAAUUGAUGACAUUUGGGAUGAAACUACAUGGAAUGUUAUUAGAUGUGCUCUUCCAGAAAAUAUGUACGGUAGCAUGAUAAUAGCAACUACCAGAAUUAAUUCUGUGGCUAGAGCUUGCUGCUGCCAUCAACGUGACUAUGUUUAUAAGAUGAAGUCACUAAGCAAAGAAAACUCAAGAAAGCUAUUUUUUAAACGAGUAUUUGGUUUAGAAGAUGCUUGCCCUCCGUACUUGGAAGAAGUUUCAGCUCAAAUUUUGAAAAGAUGCGGCGGCUUGCCUCUUGCAAUUGUGACUAUAUCUAGCCUUUUGGCUAGUGAGCGAAACAAAUUGAAGGAGCAUUGGGUGCACAUAAUGAAUUCUCUGGGCCCUAAUUUUGAGGUGAAUCCAACAUUGGAAGGAAUGAGGCAAAUACUGAGCCUUAGUUACAUAAAUCUUCCUCACUAUUUGAAGACAUGCAUGCUUUAUUUGGGUAUGUAUCCAGAGGACUAUAUAAUCAAGAAAAGUGAUUUGGUCAGGCAAUGGGUAGCCCAAGGUUUUGUAAGUAAAGCACAUGGGCAAUGGCCAGAGGAUGUUGCAGAGUGCUAUUUUAACGAGCUUGUUAAUAGAGGCAUCAUUCAACCAGUUGAUACAGAUCAUAACUAUCUGGAUGGUAUAAUAGAUGGUGCAAUGUUGGAAACCACCCAGCUCUCACAAGUAAGAGCGCUGGCGAGAUUUGGUACCUCUGCAUAUGCACCUCCUCUCUUGAAGUUCAAGCAUCUCCGAGUUUUAACUCUUGAAUACCUGAUCUCACUAGAAUAUCUCAUUUGUUCCAACUGA